AUGGAAGAUUUUAUGGUAGCACUAUCAUGUGUCAUGCCUUCGAUUCAACGUGGAUUUCAAGUUAAUUUUGAAGAAACAAAUUGGGAUGAUAUUGGUGGAUUAGAUAUGGUUAAAAAGAAAUUAAAACAAGCAGUUGAAUGGCCAAUGAAAUAUCGGAAUACAUUUAAAAAGCUAGGAUUAAGACCCCCUAGAGGAAUUCUUUUGUAUGGUCCACCUGGAUGUAGUAAAACAACACUACCAGUGUUUCCGGAGCAACAUUUUUAUCUAUUAAUGGAGCUCAACUUUAUUCUCCCAAUUUUUCGACUUAAAUUACUAGUUCGAUCUAUUUUUCAACGUGCACGUGCAUCAAGUCCAUCUGUUCUUUUUCUUGAUGAAAUUGAUGCUAUUGUUGGAAAAAGAUCAUUGGGUGAAAGAGGUGGCACUGGGAACGGAGAUAGUGUUCAGGAACGCGUUUUGUCAAUGCUACUAAAUGAAAUGGACGGCGUUGAAACUGCUACAUCAAUUCUUAUAAUGGGUGCAACAAAUCGACCAGAUAUGCUCGAUGCUGCUCUUUUACGACCUGGAAGGUUCGAUCGCCUUAUAUAUGUUCCACCUCCAGAUUUUAAAUCACGUAAACAAGUUUUAAAGAUACAUACCUCCAAUAUGCCAUUGAAUGAAGAUGUAGACCUAGAUUUUAUUGCUAAACAGACUGAAAUGUACACAGGCGCAGACAUUAAAAAUUUAUGUAGAGAAUCUGCAAUGAUAGCAUUACGCGAAAUGAAAACUACGUCAAAUGUGAACAUGUCUGAUUUUUUGAAAGCUUUGAAAAUUGUAAAAGCUUCAUUAACCGCCGAUAUAUUAACCUAUUAUGAAAAAUUAAUGUGUUAA
Molecule: messenger RNA, 867 nt
Organism: Funneliformis mosseae
Lineage: Eukaryota; Fungi; Glomeromycota; Glomeromycetes; Glomerales; Glomeraceae
Source: the annotation of a GenBank genome assembly